Rhinolophus ferrumequinum (greater horseshoe bat) is the source of this 2353-nucleotide messenger RNA. RefSeq names its product Rh family B glycoprotein (gene RHBG). Gene Ontology annotation, biological process: ammonium transmembrane transport; ammonium homeostasis. The coding region runs from base 53 to 1429 and encodes 458 amino acids. The record is from RefSeq and is a predicted model, not a curated record. Gene Ontology annotation, molecular function: ammonium channel activity. The transcript has 10 exons. NCBI's taxonomy places the organism in Eukaryota, Metazoa, Chordata, Mammalia, Chiroptera, Rhinolophidae. Gene Ontology annotation, cellular component: plasma membrane.
GCGGCGAGCCCAGAGCCGGAGCCCGAGACUCCAGACUCGUAGCCUCUGUCCCAUGGCCGGGUCCCCACGCCGCGCCGCGGGCCGGCGACUGCUGCUGCCCCUGCUGUGCCUCCUCGUCCAGGUCGCCACCGCCAUCCUCUUUGCGGUUUUUGUCCGCUACGACCACGAAACCGACCCUGCCCUCUGGCACUGGGGCAACCACAGUAACGCGGACAAUGAAUUUUACUUUCGCUACCCAAGCUUCCAGGACGUGCACACCAUGGUGUUCGUGGGCUUCGGCUUCCUCAUGGCCUUCCUGCAGCGCUACGGCUUCAGCAGCGUGGGCUUCACCUUCCUCCUGGCCGCCUUGGCCCUGCAGUGGUCCACGCUCGUCCAGGGCUUCCUGCACUCAUUCCACGAUGGCCACAUCCAUGUAGGCGUGGAAAGCAUGAUCAAUGCUGACUUCUGUGCGGGCGCCGUGCUCAUCUCUUUUGGGGCUGUCCUGGGCAAGACGGGGCCCGCCCAGCUGCUGCUCAUGGCGCUGCUGGAGGUGGCCCUGUUUGGCAUCAACGAGUUUGUGCUGCUUAGUCUCCUGGGGGUGAGGGAUGCAGGAGGCUCCAUGACCAUCCACACCUUCGGCGCCUACUUCGGGCUGGUCCUGUCGCGGGUCCUCUACAGGCCGCAGCUGGAGAAGAGCAAACAUCGCCAGGGCUCCAUCUACCAUUCCGACCUCUUUGCCAUGAUUGGGACCAUCUUCCUGUGGAUCUUCUGGCCUAGUUUCAACUCUGCACCCACCACGCUGGGGGACGGGCAGCACCGCACGGCCCUCAACACGUACUACUCCCUGAGCGCCAGCACCCUCAGCACCUUCGCCCUGUCAGCCCUUGUCGGGGGGGAUGGGCGGCUGGACAUGGUCCACAUCCAGAAUGCAGCACUGGCCGGAGGGGUUGUGGUGGGGACAUCAAGUGAAAUGAUGCUGACACCCUUUGGGGCUCUGGCAGCUGGCUUCCUGGCUGGCACUGUCUCCACGCUGGGGUACAAGUUCUUCACGCCCGUCCUUGAGUCAAAAUUCAAAGUUCAAGACACGUGUGGCGUCCAUAACCUCCAUGGGAUGCCUGGGGUCCUGGGAGCCCUUCUGGGGGUCCUAGUGGCUGGGCUGGCCACCCAUGAAGCUUACGGAGAUGGCCUACAGAGCGUGUUUCCACUCAUAGCUGAGGGCCAGCGCAGUGCCAGAUCUCAGGCCAUAUACCAGCUCUUCGGGCUCUUUGUCACACUGAUGUUUGCCUCUGUGGGUGGGAGCCUUGGAGGGCUCCUCCUGAGGCUGCCCUUCCUGGAUGCCCCCCCAGACUCCCAGUGUUACGAGGACCAGAUGUACUGGGAGGUGCCCCAGGAGCAAGAGGAUGAAGCCCAGGGACCUCUGAGGGCGGAGGAACUGGACACUCAGGCCUAACAUGCUUCCAGCCCUGGAGAGGAUGCUCCCCUUUUAGAAGAUGAACACUGGCGACCAUUGGGAACCCCUUUUCUAGUUCCCAUCCCUCCUGCUGUGGGAAGAAGUCACCAGCCAGAAGGAGCCUCCUUUCCAUAGGCAGCUCUGGGAGAAGCUGGCAGAGCAGGGCUGUAACUGACCUUGGUGGGCAGGGCGGGAGGACCUCCCAGCAGCCUCACUGCCACUCACCCCCCACCCCCACGCCCCAUCUACAAGUGAGGCACCGAGUGACGGCUGACUCCCUGGUCCAGUGUCACAUAGCCACAGGGCGAGCCAGGGCGAUAAACCCCACUGUCACCAAGGACUCUGCAUUUGUGUGUGUGUGCUGGGAACUCGGGAAGUUUCUUUCACCCUCUAACCCAUGGCAUUAGAACCUCAGGGUGGGGACAUCCCUCCUCCCUGGGUCUGUGGAGCUCUCACAAGGAUGCUGUGUUCUACCAGGUGGGUUACUAGCCUGGGCUUGCCUGCCUGGAGACAGGGAGCUCACUCUCUCCCAGAAAGCCUGUGUCUGUUAUGAGACAGCUUGGGCUGCUGCAAAGUUCUUCCUAUUCCAGAGCCACUGCUGUCCUGACCCUCAACUUGGGUGGUUUCUAAGCAGAGUGGGAAGAGGGCCCCCGCAGGACCUGAGUGGCAUAAGGAGUUCUUUGCCACUGAUUCCUCAGAGGCUGGAAGCAGCCAGCGCCCAGGCACCACCUUUUAUCCCUGUCCCGAGUCUGAGGCGUGGUCCAGCCCCAGAGAGUUAGCUCCGGAAAAGGAUGGGGGAAGGACAGGCCCAGGGCCUCCAACGGCCUCAAGUCAUCUGGCCACCAGAGGGCACUCCAGACCCAGCAGAGAAAGAUGUGGCUUUUCUGCGGUUCCAGCCUCUAUCAAGAAUGCAAGUCCUGGGGG